Messenger RNA from Pygoscelis adeliae (Adelie penguin), 2319 nucleotides. It is a transcript of the gene APPL2, whose product is annotated as adaptor protein, phosphotyrosine interaction, PH domain and leucine zipper containing 2. Lineage: Eukaryota; Metazoa; Chordata; Aves; Sphenisciformes; Spheniscidae. Gene Ontology annotation, cellular component: endosome membrane; cytoplasm. Gene Ontology annotation, biological process: signaling. Gene Ontology annotation, molecular function: protein binding. The transcript is spliced from 19 exons. Bases 41 to 1849 code for a protein of 602 amino acids. The record is from RefSeq and is a predicted model, not a curated record.
AGGAACCCUUACUGAAUAUACAAACCAGUUGCUGCAGGCAAUGCAACGAGUCUAUGGUGCUCAGAAUGAAAUGUGUCUUGCCACACAACAGCUUUCGAAGCAGCUCCUUGCCUAUGAAAAGCAGCAUUUUGCCUUAGGUAAAGGAGAUGAAGAAGUGAUAUCCACCCUUCAUUACUUUUCAAAAGUUGUGGAUGAGCUCAAUAUUCUUCAUUCUGAACUGGCAAAACAGCUUGCAGAUACAAUGGUUCUACCAAUAAUACAAUUUCGGGAAAAGGAUCUCACAGAAGUAAGCACGUUGAAGGAUCUUUUUGGCCUUGCUAGCAAUGAACAUGACGUGUCCAUGGCAAAGUAUAGCAGGUUACCGAAAAGGAAAGAAAAUGAAAAGCUUAAGGCAGAAGUGGCAAAAGAAGUGGCAAAUGCAAGAAGAAAGCAGCACCUUUCAUCUCUGCAAUAUUACUGUGCCCUGAAUGCUCUGCAGUACAGGAAGAGAGUGGCAAUGAUGGAACCUAUGCUGGGAUAUACACGGGGACAGAUCAACUUUUUUAAGAGAGGAGCAGAGAUGUUUUCCAAAAGAAUGGACAGCUUUUUGUCAUCUGUUUCAGACAUGGUUCAAAGCAUACAGGGAGAGCUGGAUGCUGAAGCUGAAAAAAUGAGGGUAUCCCAGCAGGACUUAAUUGCAGUUAAUGAAUCUGUUUAUACCCCAGAUUCUGAUGUAACUUCACCUGCUAUCAAUAGAAAUCUCAUCCAGAAGGCUGGCUACCUUAAUCUUAGAAAUAAAACAGGUCUGGUGACUACAACUUGGGAAAGACUGUAUUUCUUCACUCAAGGUGGCAACUUGAUGUGUCAGCCAAGGGGAGCAGUAGCUGGGGGAUUGAUUCAGGACCUGGACAACUGCUCUGUUAUGGCUGUAGACUGCGAAGACAGAAGAUACUGCUUUCAGAUCACUACUCCUACAGGCAAAGCGGGUAUAACCCUUCAAGCAGAAAGCAAGAAAGAAUACGAGGAGUGGAUAUGUGCCAUCAACAACAUCUCCAGACAGAUCUAUCUCACUGACAAUCCAGAGGCAGCUGCAAUCAAGUUAAAUCAGACAGCCCUACAAGCAGUGACUCCCAUUACCAGCUUUGGGAAGAAACACGAAGUUCACCACCCCAGCCAGAAUGUAAAGAAUAUGGAAAAUGAUAAAAUAAUUCCCAAUGAAUCAGCUGGCAUUCAAGACUCCACACAACUCAUUGCUCCUGGAACACCGAUUCAAUUUGAUAUCGUACUGCCUGCCACAGAAUUCCUGGACCAGAACAGAGGUGGCAGGCGUGCAAACCCCUUUGGGGAAUCUGAAGACAGCAGCAAAGAUGAGGAGGAAGAUUCGCUCUUGCAGCAGAUGUUCGUAGUUCGGUUUUUAGGAUCUAUGGCUGUUCAGUCAGAUGACACAAGUGAGGUGAUUUAUGAAGCUAUGAGGCAAGUGUUAGCUGCUCGUGCCAUUCACAACAUAUUCCGUAUGACUGAAUCCCAUCUCAUGGUCACCAGCAAGAACUUGAGGUUAAUAGAUCCUCAAACCCAAGUUACACGAACAAGUUUUGAGCUCGCCACUGUGACACAGUUUGCUGCUCAUCAGGAUAACAGGCGACUGAUUGGCUUUGUGGUCCAUCUCAGUGAGACUCUGGGAGAAGAAGCCAUGAGCGCAUAUAUUUUUGAGAGCAACACAGAAGGGGAAAAGAUUUGCUAUGCCAUUAGCCUGGGAAAAGAAAUCAUUGAGGCACAAAAGGUAAAAGUUUGUUUCAUUCCCCAUGUCUGUGUCGUGAUAUAUCAUAUUCUGCUUUUGGUUGCACUGUCCGGGUACCUCUGGUGUGCCUGAGAAAAAGGAACUGCUGUUCCUCCUAAUGACAGAGUUCUGCGGACAUUAUUUAACACAGCCCCUGGGUAGUUCAUGCAAAAAGAAACUCAGUUUGACUUGGCAGUAGCUUGAUUCGAGAUAAAAUUUGCCACCCUAAAUCAAAUUCAGAACUAUACAAAUCCGGUUGUUCAUGUUUGAAAGGAAGCUGUGAGCAAAGCUUUCAACAAAACCCCAAACAAACUCUUUGGGAUGAAAUGUAAAUCACACACAUCGCGGUUUCACUUUUAGAAACUCGUAUUCCUUCCUCCCUUAGGAGGUGUUUUCCCACUUAAAAUGAACGGCAGUUAUCUAGCCCCUUGUAGCUAAAUUUACGUGUAUAAAGAUGUGACACUAGUCCGUUAAUAUUUGCUCUAUAUUUUUGCUGCUAAGAUUUCAGAACAAGUUGGGGGAAUGAGCUUUUAGUCACAGGCAAUAAGCACAGGUAUGGUAAA